Molecule: messenger RNA, 1560 nt
Organism: Dunckerocampus dactyliophorus (ringed pipefish)
Lineage: Eukaryota; Metazoa; Chordata; Actinopteri; Syngnathiformes; Syngnathidae
Gene: slc10a4
Product: solute carrier family 10 member 4
Exons: 3
Coding region: 137-1330 (397 amino acids)
Biological process (GO): bile acid and bile salt transport
Cellular component (GO): membrane
Molecular function (GO): bile acid:sodium symporter activity
Source: RefSeq, a predicted model, not a curated record
AGCUGAGUGUGGACGCUCGCAGCCUCAAGAGCCAUGGCACAGUCACGACCACGAUCCUGUGCGCCAAGCUGUGCGUAAUUGUCUAUGCGCACAUCUGUUGCUCACAAGCGAGAGGCUUCUCCGCUCCUGUUGCGCCAUGGAUAACGCCAGCCUAACACCGGGAGACUUGACGUCCACACCGAACGCGGGCUUACAGGUUUUCCCCGGAGUCCACCCUGUUGCUUCUGUGGCGCUAAUGGCUCGGGCGCAGCCGUCCGAGUCCCCCCUCCACCUGGUGCCAGCCUUCUGGGACUCGCCGCUCAGCCAUGGAAUCAACGUGUUCGUGGGCCUGGUGCUGUGCUUCACCAUGCUCGGGUUGGGCUGCACGGUGGACGUGAGCCAGCUGGGGGAGCACAUCCGGCGGCCCAUAGGUGUGCUGCUGGCUCUGGUGUGCCAGUUCGUCAUCAUGCCCCUGGUGGCAUUCCUGCUAGCUCUGGCCUUCUCUCUGGAUGACGUGGCCGCCAUGGCGGUCCUUCUGUGCGGAUGCUGUCCCGGGGGGAACUUGUCUAACAUCAUGUCUCUGCUGGUCCAUGGAGAGAUGAACCUCAGCAUCAUCAUGACCAUCUCUUCCACGCUGCUGGCAUUGGUCCUGAUGCCGUUGUGUCUAUGGAUCUACAGCCGCGCCUGGAUCAACACACCUGUGGUCAGCCUCAUGCCUUUCGGCGCCAUCAUUCUGACCCUGUGCAGCACGCUCAUCCCCAUCGGCCUCGGCGUGAUGCUGAGGUACCGCUACACGCGUGUAGCCGACACGGUCUUGAAGGCGUCCCUCUGGUCCCUGCUCAUUACCCUCCUCCUGCUCUUCAUCCUAACGGCGGCCAUGCUGGGCCCCGAGCUUCUCUCCACCAUCCCGCUGUCCGUCUAUGCGGUGGCCCUCCUGAUGCCCAUGUGUGGGUAUGCGGCGGGCUAUGGCCUUGCGGUGCUCUUCGACCUACCCCCCAACAGCCGCCGCUCCGUCUCCUUGGAGACGGGUUGCCAGAACGUGCAGCUGUGCACCGCCAUCCUCAAGCUGGCCUUCCCGCCUCAGCUGAUGGGUGGCAUGUACAUGUUCCCACUGCUCUACGCGCUCUUCCAGGCAGCUGAAGCGGGCGUCUUCAUCCUGGUCUACAGGUUGUACCGCAAGAAGGUGCUGCACAAGGCGGACCCAGUGCGGGAUGGCGAGGACACGGACAUAACAUACCAGAGAUUUCAGGAUGAGGACGUUGACUUUGACGGGUCUUACGGUGCCGUGACGGUGAGCGACCCCAACACCAUCAUGCUGGACCCGUGUCCUCCGGAUCCUACACCUGUUUAAAUGUGCAAAACAAAGAGGAUGAGAGGGGCAGCCAUGUUUGUGUGACAUACAUUUUAAAAACAAACAAGAUGGGCUGAUGCAUGUUUAUCAUUGUUUUAAAAACCUGAAAAAAUUCAUCAUGCGUCACAUAUCAAGUCUGUGAAUGUAACAAUCGGCCAUUCUGUGUCGGAAUGAACAAAUAAAUAUACAAUAUGUGUAUAUUAAAACAAAUGUAUGGAGAAAAUAAAAGA